Molecule: messenger RNA, 504 nt
Organism: Rosa chinensis
Lineage: Eukaryota; Viridiplantae; Streptophyta; Magnoliopsida; Rosales; Rosaceae
Product: protein FAR1-RELATED SEQUENCE 5-like
Exons: 3
Coding region: 1-504 (167 amino acids)
Source: RefSeq, a predicted model, not a curated record
AUGACGCGUGAGUCCCAGAGAAGAGUGGACUUGGGAGUGGAGUUGAAGGUACUUGGGAGUGGCAUGGAUGGAUCGUAUGAACCUUCAAUAUCUGAUAUUGGUUUGGUGUCCCAAAGUUCGAUAAAUGAAAGUGACUGUAAUGAAAUGCAAUAUAAGGGAGUUCGGUAUGAUAAGUUGUCUACAGAAGAUCUUAAAGGCCAGGAGUUUAAGAUUAUAGAGGAAGCUAAGUCCUUUUACAAUGCUUAUGCAAAGGCCAUAGGUUUUGAAGUUAGAAGUGACUACAAGAGAUUAAGUAUACGCAUAAUAGGGAGAGUCACUUCAUUGCAAUUGGUUUGUUCUGCUCAAGGGAAAAGAAGAGAAGAGUACAUGAGUAACAAGAAAAGAGUUCACAAGCCAAAGAAAGAAACAAGAUUCAAUUGUCCAUGCUUGUUCAAAGUAAGGGAAGGCAGCAUUGAACCAGCAACAUCAUCCACGGAGUACUUCAACAAGGAGAAAACUGACUGA